AUGUGGCAAAUUUUAUGGCAAGAACAGGUAAAAUGGAGCGAACCUGUUCCUGAUGAAAUAAAACGAGAGUGGUACAAUUAUAAAACGAAGCUCUUAGAGUUGAAUGAAUUAAAAAUACCACGUCAAAUUACAAUAAAAGAAGAAAUAUGUGGUAUGCAAAUCCAUGGUUUCGCGGAUGCCAGCGUGAAGGCCUAUGGUUGUUGUCUAUACUUAAGGUGUUCAGACCAUGCUGGAAAUCAUUUCUCAAAUUUAAUAUGUGCCAAGUCCAAGGUUGCCCCGAUGAAGACAGUGUCCUUACCAUGUUUAGAGCUGUGCGCCGCACAGUUAUUGACACGAAUAGCGUAUAAAAUAAUAUCAAAAAUGCAACUAAAUUUAUCAAAACAUCAGUAUUGGACCGAUUCCGAGGUCACCCUAUGUUGGAUCAAGUCGACUUAA
Messenger RNA from Acyrthosiphon pisum (pea aphid), 435 nucleotides. RefSeq lists its product as uncharacterized. The transcript has a single exon. The record is from RefSeq and is a predicted model, not a curated record. NCBI's taxonomy places the organism in Eukaryota, Metazoa, Arthropoda, Insecta, Hemiptera, Aphididae. Bases 1 to 435 code for a protein of 144 amino acids.